GCGGGAUGAGACUGGUCAAGUGGUGAACUUGAUCAACUUCAGUCUUCAAGAUGGCCUUCAUUUGGAUAGCCGUGUUAUGUAAGCAGUCGGAGUUUGAUGCGGCCGGUCGACUGUAUGUAUGACCAAAGCUGGGCGCCGAACGAACCGAUCAAGGAAGAACCGGAAGAAACAUGGAGCCCGAGUCAUCCACUGUGCGCUCAAAUGCGCCCCAGCCCAAUCUAACCGAACGGCAGCGGAUUCUUCAAAAAGCAGAUGUGGUCGCCGGCAGGUUUUGGAGGCUGUGGCAAGACUACCACCCGGAUGUCUAUGACGAGGUGCACCAAGACCUCACGGCUAAUCAAGGCGUCGACCGAGUCAAACUGAAAAAGGAAUCGAUAGAACGUUUACACUCGAUUCUCUUACCAUUGCUAGAACGCCAAAUCAUAGAUAUUUCGAAAUUAUCAGAUCCGGUCAAAUUGAGGAGGGAACCAGAAGCGACUUUCGAGCUGAUGUUUAACAAACAAUCAGAACUCGAGCCGACUUUGAAACAAAUCCGAUCUGAAUAUUAUGUGCUCUAUCCAAAUUACACAGAUAGUCCACCUACUCACGAAAACAACGACCAAUACCUCGAAGAACUCAAAACCUUCAGAAGCCACGGCCUAUACCGACCCCUGGUAGUCGAUGCGCUGUGCAAGGCGAUAGCUGUGCUUGAUUUGUCAUUCGAGCUUCUUGGGAAAAUGGGCCUCCGCAUAGAGAAGCACGGGAUACAACCGGAAAGCAAGACCGAGGAGAUUGAUGCGACCCGAGAAGAGCUACUUAAAUAUACGGCUGCCACUCGCGAAGGAAUCAAAUCGACCCUCAAAUGGUUGAAAGGAUCCGAGUUCGAGAUCGUCCAGCAUGAUUGGCCGCAAAAGAUACGCGAUUUGGAUGAAACAUUGAUCACACUCUGGAGCCUGAUCCAUCCAACAACCAACAUCAACGAACAAAACCCAAUCAACCAAGCCGACCAGACUGCCCAGAGCAAUCCUCUCAGUGAACCCGUUCUGCAGAUGGCUGAAUUGUUAAUACCAAUCGUCAAACUCGCUCGGUUAUUCUUCAACAAAUUCUCCAGUCGGUUAAUAACCGUUCAACAGCUUCCACUCAGCAUCGGAAUGUCUUCAUAUAGUCUAGAUGAUUUCAGUGAAUCAGCUGGACAAGCGGGCACCAGUUUUCAAAAACUCAUAGAGUUAUUAAGAAAGGUAAACCAUAAUGAGGAUGGAGAGGAAGGUGUUACUAGUGUCCAGUUGACUGAAAUCGCCAGAAGCCUACAAGUCUCUUUUCAAAGUAGUUUAUUCGAUCUCUUGCUUUAUCUAGUCCCUCGAAUGCCAGAAACCGGCAGUUUUCCGUCCCAAGAUUACUUCAACAAUUGGUCUGUUACUUGGUACAAUCUGCUAUGCUUGGCCAUUCGCAAUUUCGAGGAGGCUACUGAAGUGUUACCUGAUGUACCUUAGUUUCUUCCUUUUGUCGUCCUCAUCUUUGUUGUCUUGAUCAUUGGAUAGGCAAUUCCGACGAUCUGCAAAAAACUCAGAUGCAGACUGAUAAUAUGUUCUUGUUAUAAAGAAGGUAUUCUGUAUGCAUGUAUGUCUGCUUUUUUGGUAUUGGCUUAAAUUAUAUAUUC
Puccinia graminis f. sp. tritici CRL 75-36-700-3 is the source of this 1636-nucleotide messenger RNA. RefSeq lists its product as uncharacterized. The transcript is spliced from 2 exons. NCBI's taxonomy places the organism in Eukaryota, Fungi, Basidiomycota, Pucciniomycetes, Pucciniales, Pucciniaceae. The record is from RefSeq and is a predicted model, not a curated record. The coding region runs from base 171 to 1469 and encodes 432 amino acids.